Molecule: messenger RNA, 1471 nt
Organism: Aspergillus steynii IBT 23096
Lineage: Eukaryota; Fungi; Ascomycota; Eurotiomycetes; Eurotiales; Aspergillaceae
Exons: 2
Coding region: 276-1325 (349 amino acids)
Source: RefSeq, a predicted model, not a curated record
UUCUUUUUUUUCCCUUCUCGCCCCUGCGGUCAUUUGCUGCAUCCUCUACCUGUUGUCUGCACCAGCACCGUUCCUUAUCUUCAAUUGGUCAUGACAGCAAAGGUCACUGAAUUACUAUUGUAUCAUGGCUGAUUGUCCAUGAACGUUCGUUAAGCUUGCUACUUCUGACUGCCGACUCCGAUCUAGCAGCCUACUGCGUCAGCAAGACGCAUUACCACCGUGUUCUAACGGAACCCCUCAUCUGCUCUCCCUUAUCACCCAUAACGAUAGACAGAAUGGAGAAACGCAAGAACUGGGGCGAUAUCAAUGUUCACCUGCCCGGACUGACACUUCUUCUACCUGUUAUCUCGGCAUCUAUCAAGCAGCACAUACCCCGUCUGUAUCACUUGACCGACCAGUCGGCGGAAUCAAAUGAUUAUUCUCACGAAUUGAAUACGGAAGUUGUUUCAAAGGAAAUCGAGACCCGGCCACUUUCGUCGUCUUCAUCCGAGUCAGACCUCGAAUCCGUUUUCUCUGACACUCCGCGUCCCACGACUUCGAGUAGUACCUGUACCGGUCAAGAGCCAGACUUGUUUGCUGAGUGCAUGAUGGACAAUAAUGAUGCUUUUAUUUCGGAGGAGAUUGUCGAUAGGGGCAUCGCGCACCCUGCUAAAUCGAAGUACGAGGCGAUCUCGGGGUUACGGUGGAACCGAGUAGUUCCAGCGCUUGGCUUCCUCCAGAAUGCAUGUUACGAAGCCCAACAACCAACCUGUGACGGUCGCCUGGUGCGGUCCAUGUAUAUCAAUGCCCUGGGCUAUCUUCUCGACGCUAUCCCCAAAGACAUUACCUCAGAGGAGUCUGCCAAGAUCAGACUUAACCUUCCCGUCAAGAUCAGAGCGUCCAUGCCGGCUACUGCGGACCUUGCUCCUUGUGCAACAUGUGGAUCAAAUCAACGAACGAACACAAGGCAAAUUCACAGGUCAUAUCUUCAUCGAUUAUUGGCCGCCAGUAUCCUUCAGCUUUUCAUAAUUCUACAUUUCUUAAUGCCCUAUAUCAAAAUCAUGAUCCGAAAGAUAUACCAGUUCGAACGGUCCCACCAUAUUACGGAGAGAACCAUUGCCGCAACCGCCAGUGCUGCAGACAGUUUAACCAAAAACGGAUUGCACCUGGGGUUUGAUAUAUUAAGCAUGCGAGAUGGACAAGCAGGUAUAACGGUGUCGAAUCUGUUGACCUGGUGGGUAGAAGGCAUUGCCGGUGGGAUUUGCGAAGGCGUUGGAGAAGGCAUGACGAUUCUUGGGGUCAUUCGACCGAAUCAGGAAUUGGAACGGACACCGGUCCAGUUGUGAGCGACGACAGACUGAAUCAUUGCUUGAGAAUUAUCAUUGGCAACUCCGAAUUGAUUUACUAAGCAUAGAGCGUGGGUGUGUUGGUUUAUCAUGGCGUAUGGUUAGAAUAAGGGUUUAAUGAAUGAGAUGACUAUUACUGGUAUUCC